This is a messenger RNA of Tribolium madens (black flour beetle), 2206 nucleotides long. Its product is annotated as diuretic hormone receptor-like. The transcript has 13 exons. Gene Ontology annotation, biological process: adenylate cyclase-modulating G protein-coupled receptor signaling pathway; cell surface receptor signaling pathway. Gene Ontology annotation, molecular function: G protein-coupled peptide receptor activity; peptide hormone binding; diuretic hormone receptor activity. Gene Ontology annotation, cellular component: plasma membrane. The record is from RefSeq and is a predicted model, not a curated record. NCBI's taxonomy places the organism in Eukaryota, Metazoa, Arthropoda, Insecta, Coleoptera, Tenebrionidae. The coding region runs from base 213 to 1565 and encodes 450 amino acids.
CAGCGUAUGUAAAUAUGCAAAUGCAGUGGAGUUGGGCCCACUUCAUGAAUUUUUUUGUGCAAAAUUUUAAUUUCAAUCAUCCAUCCUGAUCCAUUCAGUCGUCAUCGAGCGUCGCGUCGUGAAACUUCUAUUUAGUUGCAAAUUUUGUAAACACACGUGACCAAAAUCCCAAACUCAAUCAGGACAGUCGUUUUGCGAAUAAAUGAUGGAACAUGGAUCAGGGUAAUGACGACGUUGUUUAUGCCCGUCAUGAGGACCUCGUCCGGAUCCUAAACCGCCUCAAUGAAACCCAAGCGGAAUUAGCUUGUGAACUUAAAAAAACACUCUCACCCCUAUCAAAUGGCUGUCCUGUCGACUUCGAUACUGUUUUAUGUUGGCCGCAAACGGCACCGAAUUCCCUUGCUGUUUUACCUUGCUUCGACCAACUCAAUGGCAUUAAGUACGACACCAGAGAAAACGCGACCCGUCUGUGUUUCGCAAACGGAAGUUGGGACCAAUACAGCAACUACACCUCGUGCAAAGAGCUGUCCUCUUUAGAAGUGCCCGAAGUGGAACUAACAACCACAAUCUACUUCAUUGGCUACACCGUAAGCUUAGUGGCGCUUCUCUUUGCCGUUUACAUCUUCUGGAAGUUCAAAGACUUGCGAUGUCUGCGAAAUACCAUCCAUAUGAAUCUGAUGUGUUCCUACAUCCUUGCGGAUUUUAUGUGGAUUUUCGUUUACAGUUUACAGGUUCCUUUACAAACUAACAAGGCUUUCUGCAUAUUCCUCAUAAUUCUACUGCACUACUUCCACCUGACCAACUUUUUCUGGAUGUUUGUGGAAGGUUUAUAUCUAUACAUUUUGGUGGUGAAAACAUUCACCGGCGAGAACAUCAAGCCUCGGAUCUACGCAGUAAUAGGUUGGGGAGGACCGAUUUUGUUUGUGCUGGUAUGGGGCAUUGCUAAAAGUUUCACACUACCGUUAGAAGACCAACAGGCGGGGGAAAUGUUCCGGAGUUGUCCUUGGACUCCGCAUCCUUUCGACUGGAUCUAUCAAAUACCCGCAAUUGCCGUACUUAUAAUUAAUCUAAUAUUCCUUUGCAUAAUCAUGUGGGUAUUAAUAACCAAACUCCGGUCAGCCAACAAUGUGGAAACGCAACAAUACCGGAAAGCGGCCAAAGCUCUCCUAGUCCUUAUUCCCCUCCUGGGAGUCACUUACAUUCUCGUAAUAGUGGGGCCCACUGAAGGCAUCUCUCGACGCAUAUACGACAGCAUUAGAGCCAUCCUUUUAUCAACACAGGGCUUUACUGUGGCGCUUUUUUACUGUUUCCUCAACGCUGAGGUGAAGAAUACGGUGCGCCACCAUUAUAACAGCUGGCACACUCGUCGAACUUUAGGUUCGAGAAGAACAAGAUACUCUUCUAGUAAAGAUUGGUCGUCGCAAGCCAGAGACAGCAUGCGUCUGUAUCAAACAAAUUCGUAUAGGAAAAGGGGGUCCACGUGCUCGACCGGUACUACUACAACGGUUGUGGUAGUACCGUUCCCGAAAUUAUCACAAACUAAGUUUAGCAACGAUGUUGGAUGAGACAUAAUGCCGCGAGGAGAUAGAAGAGCGACAAUGGACACUCUUCUGGAAGAGGAAGGAGCCUGUUCGUACACGUCUUCUCGUGGCAAUUCAAUUCCGAAUGUUGACAUAUCAGCGUUUAACAUAAACUGAAACGCAACUGUGUGAUUGUGGACCUCGUCGAAAAUACUAUUUUUGUCACACCUGGACAAUCUCAUGACAAUGUUUAAUGUGGAAUAUUUUUUCUAUGUCAAUGGAUGUCAGUUUUGUACUCGUUUACCAAGAAAAUAUCUGCAAUUUCAUGUUUAAUGAAACCAUUCUUGGAUUGUUUGUUUUUCUUGCUAAUUAUAAAUGCAUGUAAAUUAAAUGCUUAAUUUACAGUUCCAUUCAAAUGUAAAAUAUGUAAAUGGUGAAAAAAGAUAUAAAAAAUUAUGGACCGUGUAACCCAAACGAAAUAUAAUAUCAUACAUAAUAAAAAAAAUAUUUCCCAAUUUUCCUGCAGGGAUAUUAAACGUCGUAAAAAAUUUACGUGGGAGCAAUAUAAAACAUCAAUUUUGGCACUCAAGGUUUGGACACAAGUACAAAACAAAUUCUACACUUUUCUAGUUUAUUGGAUAAGGGAGGAGCAUAUUUUUUUAAUGAUUAUUAAACAUUUAUCGAAU